Molecule: messenger RNA, 219 nt
Organism: Durusdinium trenchii
Lineage: Eukaryota; Dinophyceae; Suessiales; Symbiodiniaceae
Source: the annotation of a GenBank genome assembly
AUGCUCUCGUGGUAUGAUCCCCGUGUGGCUGGCCUUGUUCCAAAGGAUGAAACAGUACGCACCCUCUCCGAAGAACAAGCAGGUGACAUGAUGUGGACACCUGACAUCGUCGUGACAAACACAGAGCUUCAUGGAGAUCGUGUUGUUGCAACCAGCUUCCAGGAAGACUUUAAUGGCAAGGAGUCCCUUACGAUAGCCAGGCGCUGCACGUUCUUCUAG